Lutzomyia longipalpis is the source of this 2203-nucleotide messenger RNA. RefSeq names its product leucine-rich repeat-containing protein 4B-like. Gene Ontology annotation, cellular component: extracellular matrix. The transcript is spliced from 3 exons. Bases 391 to 1911 code for a protein of 506 amino acids. Gene Ontology annotation, molecular function: protein binding. The record is from RefSeq and is a predicted model, not a curated record. Lineage: Eukaryota; Metazoa; Arthropoda; Insecta; Diptera; Psychodidae.
CGAGGCCUCACUACGAACUGAUAAGAUAGCGAAAUUCAAUGAUAUCUCGCGCUACAGAAACUGAUAUCACGUACCUGUUGAAUCAUUUCCUACUGAGAAGUUACCAAAGAGUGGAUGAAAACUCUGCUCCUCUCCUCUGUGGAUGGGCAUUUUGUGAGAAAAAAAGCAUUGAGAGGGUGAAAGUUUACUUGCAUUGAUGCAGAAGUGAAUUAGGUGCUGCAUAGGUGUUGCUUUUGUGUGGAAAAAGUAGUGAAAAGUGGUGGAAAGUGGGUAGGAAAAAGAAGAAAAUUACAAUCAGUCACGCCCUGAAACUGUGAUAAGGCUUUGUGAAAAAUUAGGGCGUUUUCUCUGCAGGAGUUUUUAUGUGAAAAGGACGUUAUAAGUUUGAAAAUGAGGAUACACAGUGCUACCUUCCUAGUCAUUUUGCUAGCUGUAUCAGCCUUUGGUGCUGAGAGCAACAAUACAACUGCAGAGACAACCAAGGAAACCACAAAGGAACCAACCAAAGAGUCAGAGAAAGAGCCCCCAAAGGAUUCCAGCGUUAUCUGCUCAUCAUGCAUUUGCGAUGAUAAAGCAAAGCUCCUUGAUUGCAGUGAACGCAGCUUCCGCGAUAUGUUGAAUGAGGAUGAUUGGAAGCCAUUAAAUAAGAGCUUCACCCUUCGUACUGUUCACUUCACACGAAAUGACCUGACAAAGAUUCCCGCCUUCCCUGAACUCCCAAUUGAGGAGCUUGAUCUCAGUCACAAUGAGAUCUCAACGAUUGAGAAGAAAGCCUUCAAGGAACUCCGAAGUCUCAUUUAUCUCGAUCUCUCCCACAAUCGCUUGGAUUCAAAUGCCAUCCAUCCGGAUGUCUUUGAGGGACACUACGACCCAGAUGAGUAUGAACCCCUCAACAAGUUGAGAACUCUCAAGCUUAACGACAAUAACAUCCACACACUGAGGUCGGAAAAUUUUGAGCAUUUGCCACACCUGAGAGAACUCAGCUUAGCGGGAAAUCCCUUCCAGGUGAUUGAUUCUUCGUCUGAAAUGGCAAUAACGAGUGUUCGUUAUUUGGAAGUUCUGGACCUGAGUAGGAUGGAAAUCUCCAAAAUUCCUACGCAUCUCUUCCAUUCUCCGCGAGGACUUAAAACGCUCAAUUUAACGGAUAAUUUGAUGACUGAAAUCCCCGAUGCUCUACUCUUUGCUAAGAAUCUGGAAACUCUCUAUUUGGACAAUAAUUUAAUGACUCGUCUUGGAACGAAUCAUUCAAAAUUCGCCAUAAUGCCAACAAUAAAGUUCCUCAGCGUCUCGUACAUGCCUGUACUUGAGCGCAUUGAGCACGGAGCUUUUAGUGGAUUGACAGGACUGAAAACCCUUCAAAUGAGUAUGAAUCCUAAAUUGAGCUUCAUUCAUGCUGAUGCUCUGAGUAUGAAGGGAUCAGAGGAUCCUUCACGAGAGGAAUGGCCAGAUUUGACGCAUCUCUAUCUGCACAAUAACAACCUAACAACGCUGGAUAUGAUGACAUUGGCAAAUUGGGAGCACCUAGAAGUCCUUGAUAUUCGCAACAAUCCUUGGCUCUGCGAUUGCAGCAAUCAAUGGAUGAUUGAUCGACUCCUGGGAAAACUUCACGGAGACACUGAACGUCUCCUUGAGGAUGUUGUGUGUGAGCAUCCAAGUGAAAUGCGUGGUACAAAGAUGGUUGACCUGGAGAAUCAACAGCUACGAUGCGUGGACAAGUAUGGGAAUCAUCCUGAACAGGAUGGAGUUAUCCUCAUGGGAAUGCUAAUUGGUAUUCUCUUGGCUAUACCAAUUUCCCUCAUGAUUAUCUUGGUUUACCGACGUGGAUGCUUCGGUUUGCUUGGACCCCGUGGACCAGCUGACUAUUCCCGUGCAUUCUACAAAAGGGCCAGUCAGGAUGAUAUGUACUUCUAGAGAGAAGAUUUUUCGUGACAUGGUGGACGAGACAUCACCCUUCGAGAGCAUCUUAUACUUGGCAUCUCUAUAUAAAACAUUUCAGACACAUCUUUUUUGUAUUCCAAAUGCUUUUUUGGGAGUAAUAAUUUCGUUUUUCUUCACUAAAAAAUGCUCUAAAAUUCAAUUUGGAAUUUUAGGUUAUGUAUGAACAAAAUGGCGGAAGCUUUGUGACUAAAUAUUAAGGCAAAUGCAAUUAUUAUUCUCAAAAGAGCAUUCCAUUUGAGAUAAAUAAAUAUUUUAAAGUAGGAUA